CUGACGGCGUAUAUAAACAUAACCGCAUGGUCGGCGGCCCAGCUAUCCGCCAGCUGACCUGCAGAGGAAGUGCUAGCCGAGAGACAGUAGUUGAUCUCAGGAUCAAGACCGUCGGGGUUUCUUUUGUCGGGAAGGAAGCGACAGAACAGCGUUCGAGAUGAGGCCGCCAUCGUUCGGAGCUGACAUCACCAACCAGGCCAACAACGAGCCGCAGCUGCCCGCGGUGAUGCACUGCACCCGCAUGGCAGGCCGCGCCAUCAUCCGCGUGGUGGGGCGCUGCAACGACGCCCAGGAGAACAACAAUCUCGAUCUGUCAGAGUGCCAGUUGAUCCAAGUGCCAGAUGCCGUGUACCACCUCAUGCGUAACACUGCUCUUCGUGGUUGCAAUUUGUCCAGUAAUGUUAUUACCAAGAUCCCACCCAAAUUUGCAGUGAAAUUUUCACUUAUUACUGACUUGAACCUGUCACACAACCAGAUGAGCAAGUUGCCUGAUGAGCUGGUUGAUUUGGCAGAACGGAACGACUGGAUAUCUCACACAAUGCCUUACAUUUCCCUUCCCAAUGUUGUAUUUAAAAUCCCCAAGCUAACACACCUCAAUGCCAGGCACAACCACAUUGUUGAUGUGGAAGUGGAACGGCUGCGGGUAGCACCUUCACUUCAGGAAGUAGACCUGCAGGAAAACCCCCUCAGCCCACGCUGCCACAAUGAACUUUCGGCAGUGACAUCUGUGCAAGUUCGGCUGUCAGUGCGAGAGCGUGAGGACUGGGAGGAUCUUACUGUUUAGUGAUCAUGUCAUGAUGACAUGCUAACUGUUGUAGCCAUUGGGCUAGGUUCAGAAAUUGCUGCAGAGUGGUACAUCUGAUGUGCUAGCUGCCUGGACGAUAUCUGAGCCAUUUUCUUUUGUAACUUUGUCAGCUCUUUAUGCUGACACACCUUGUGAAGGUGAUUAGUUCAGUGUUGUGACUGAGCGUGGUGUUUUGUAUGUGAAAAGUAUUCUAUAUGUUUUUUAAAUACUUCAAAUUUUUUACAUCAUUUGAAAUGCUCAGGUGUGAGAAAAGUGAUUUUUAUUAAACAUACGUGUCUGGUCAUUUUGUUAUUUUAAAAUAGCAAAAAUCAGUCUUUACCAGGUAAGCUAACCACCAUUGCAAAUAAAUGUCUGGGGUUCUGGAAUACACACAAUAAAAUUUAUAUUUUGAUGUAAUCAUAUCAUUCUUAUUCAUUUUUCUCAGAAGAUUUAACAGGAAUAUUUAUUUGAAAUUUUCUAUAUUUUUUAAAUUGAGGCUGUGAUUACAAAUAGAUGUCAUUAAAUGACAUAUAAAUGUCCUUAAUUUGAGAAAGUACAAUAAACAAUCUGACAGAAUGGCUUUUCUUUUGAGAAACCUAUAAGUCAAGCAUUCCAAAUUAAUCAGAUACAACUGUUGCAAUGGGAAAUUGGUUAGCCACAAUCUGGUUGUAAAUAAUCUCUUAGUCUGUAAAGGAAGCACUUGCAUGUAAGCACUUGAUGUUUGGAGAGCACCUUUCUAUGUGUACUUAGCUGGGGUUGAGCAGGUAAGGAAAGUUAUCAGGAAAAAAGCAAAUAUGUCUCAGGAAUUGUGCCUCUUGUGAUAUGCCAAGUGUCUUUGAGGGCAUAUUGCCUUGCUAAUGGUAGAAGCCAUUAACACUCACAGUAAACUAUCAGUAUUUAGUUUUGAUAACAGAAUGGGAGUUACUUUCAAGGAUUUAAUUCUGAACACUUGUGUUCCAGGUGUUUUAAGAUAGAUAUUCAAAGAAUGCUGCAAUGUUUUGGGUGCUACUUUACAUAAAACUUGUAAAUAAUUAAAUGUUACCACUUGCAUAUGCAAGCUGUGACAAGCAGAACUCAAGUUCCUAGACAGAACAAUGAAUAUUUUUAAAUAUUAUAAAGAUAUUACACAUUUUCUGUGAUGAACGUUACCGUAAGUCAUGGCAAACUUAUGACACUAAGUUGAAUACUUAUUAAUACUAUGUGCAAUAUUUAGUGCAUUAUUUGAGUUGUAAAAAUAUAAGUAUGCAUUUUAAUGAAUAUUAAUAUAUUUAUAAAUUUUUGUAAAUAAUGACUCCCUGAUUUUACAUUGCAUUUUCAAUGUUGUUGAAGUUUUCAUUGAGAAAUCAAAACUUAAUGUUGAAAUAUCUGAGUGUUUGAGAAAAGACAAAUGCAAUAAGCUUUCAUGUAUUUGGCUCAACACAUUUUGAACAUAUCCACAUUCAUUGUCUCUAGUUGUUGGUAAAAUAGAAAAAGAGCAAAAAUUUUUCAGCUACCCUGAUAAACAAACUUUAAUACAUUUCAGGAAAUAAAUGGAAAACUGUUCCACUAUACACGUACAUGAUUCCUAAAAUACAUGAAACAUGUGAAAAACAAAAAAUGAUAUAGCUAUAGUAUCCAUGUCAUCAGUAAGAAUAAUGAGACAUGCAGGUGAAAGAAUAAUGCAUUCAUAUCAAAGAAUUGUUUCUUUUUGGAAUAUUAUUGUAAUUGACUCUAAUAUAUAUGAUUACAUAGGUGCUAAAUUUUACCUGUCAACCCAUUAUUAUUUUAUAUUAAAUAACUGAUGAGGCUUUUCAAAUACUGAAUUUCACGUAUUUUGCCAAAGCUAGCUGUUUUAUUUUUUUAUAAUAUAUUAUGGAUUCAACUGAUAUGUGUGACUGUAUUCACUGACAUAAUUUAAAAUGGUGUUGAAUAAAUAUAACAUAUAAAAAUUCCA
Messenger RNA from Gryllus bimaculatus (two-spotted cricket), 2717 nucleotides. The record is from the annotation of a GenBank genome assembly. NCBI's taxonomy places the organism in Eukaryota, Metazoa, Arthropoda, Insecta, Orthoptera, Gryllidae.